Molecule: messenger RNA, 2594 nt
Organism: Prosopis cineraria
Lineage: Eukaryota; Viridiplantae; Streptophyta; Magnoliopsida; Fabales; Fabaceae
Product: serine/threonine-protein kinase ATM-like
Exons: 23
Coding region: 57-2243 (728 amino acids)
Biological process (GO): DNA repair
Molecular function (GO): protein binding; protein serine/threonine kinase activity
Source: RefSeq, a predicted model, not a curated record
CUUCUUUAUGGCAGCUUGAAGAAGCAAAGCUUUUGCGAGCUCAAGGUCAACAUGAGAUGGCUAUCAACCUCGCAAUGUAUAUUUCAGGGAACUAUGGGUCUAAUAAUGAGGCUUCUGAUGUAUAUCGGUUGAUUGGGAAGUGGCUGGCAGAAACCAGAUCUAGCAACUCUAGAACAAUUUUAGAGAAGUAUUUGAAACCUGCAGUCUCAAUCACUGAGGAUGUGUACUUUACUGAUGAGAAGUCCAUAAAACGGAAAUGUCAGACUCAUUUUCAUCUUGCACAUUAUGCUGAUGCGCUAUUUAGGAGCCAUGAAGAAAGACUCAACUCUAGUGAGUGGCAAGCAGCAAUGCGGUUAAGGAAACAUAAGAAAGUGGAGUUGGAAGCUCUUGUUAAAAGAUUAAGGAGCUCAAGAAAGGGGGAGAAGACUGACUGUUCCUUGAAAAUACAAGAACUGCAAAAGCAAGUAGCAAUGGAUGAGGAAGAGGCUCAGAAAUUGCAUGAUGACCGAGACAAUUUUCUUAGCCUGGCUUUGGAUGGAUAUAAACAUUGUUUAGUCACUGGGGACAAGUAUGAUGUGAGAGUGGUGUUUCGUCUAGUUUCCUUGUGGUUCAGUCUCUCUUCUCGAAAAAAUGUAGUGAAUAGUAUGCUUAGCACAAUUGAUGAGGUUCAGUCUUUUAAAUUUAUACCUUUAGUGUACCAAAUUGCAUCUAGAAUGGGAAGCUCAAAGGACGGUCAGGGAACUUACGAUUUCCAGUGUGCUUUGGUGUCUCUCGUGAAGAAAAUGGCCAUUGAUCAUCCAUACCAUACAAUACUGCAUCUGUUGGGUCUGGCAAACGGUGACCGUAUCAAGGACAAUCAGCGUAGUAGGAGUUCAUUUGUGGUUGAUAUGGACAAAAAGCUUGCGGCAGAAAAACUUCUAAAUGAGCUAUCGUCUUAUCAUGGAACUAUUAUCCAACAAACAAGGCAAAUGGUGGAGAUUUAUAUCAAGCUUGCUGAGAUGGAAACAAGGAGAGAGACCAUUAUGCAGGAUACCAAUAAAAGGGUGAGUCUACCGAGAGAAUUACGUAGUGUUCCAGCACUGGAACUUGUACCUGUAGUCACAGCUACUGUUCCAAUCGACUAUAGUUGUCAGUAUCAUGAUGGAACUUUUCCUUAUUUCAAAGGACUAGCAGAGUCAGUCAUGAUAAUGAAUGGUAUAAAUGCUCCAAAAGUGGUUGAGUGCCUUGGAUCUGAUGGUUGCAGGUAUCGACAACUUGCAAAAUCUGGAAACGACGACCUAAGACAGGAUGCUGUGAUGGAACAAUUCUUUGGUUUAGUUAACACAUUCCUGAGGAACCACCAAGAUACGUGGAAAAGAAGGUUAAGUAUACGGACCUACAAGGUUGUUCCUUUUACGCCAAGUGCUGGUGUUCUUGAGUGGGUUAAUGGCACUCUUCCUCUUGGUGAAUAUCUUAUAGGGAGCAUGAGAAAUGGCGGUGCUCAUGGUCGAUAUGGAAUAGGGGAUUGGUCAUUUCUCGAGUGUAGAGAGCACAUGGCCAAGGAAAGAGACAAGCGCAAAGCGUUCCAAGAAGUCUGUAAGAAUUUCAGGCCAGUUAUGCAUUACUUUUUCUUGGAGAGAUUUUUCAAGGCAGCUGAGUGGUUUGAGAAGAGACUAGCUUACACACGAAGCGUAGCUGCUAGUUCUAUGGUUGGUUACGUAGUUGGCCUUGGUGAUCGACAUUCAAUGAAUAUUUUAAUUGAUGAAGCCUCUGCUGAGGUUGUUCACAUAGAUCUUGGUGUUGCCUUUGAACAAGGUUUGAUGCUUAAGACUCCAGAACGGGUUCCAUUUAGGCUGACACGAGACAUAAUUGAUGGAAUGGGCAUAACUGGAGUAGAGGGGGUUUUCCGAAGAUGUUGUGAGGAAACUCUUUCUGUUAUGAGAACAAACAAAGAAGCAUUGUUGACAAUUGUUGAAGUUUUUAUACAUGAUCCUCUUUAUAAAUGGGCUUUAUCUCCUCUAAAAGCUUUGCAGCGUCAAAAGGAAACAGAUGAUGAUCUAGAUACAACUUUCUUGGAACCUCAAGAUGAUCAUGAAGGAAACAAGGAUGCUACCCGUGCGCUAUUACGUGUCAAGCAGAAGUUAGAUGGAUAUGAAGAAGGUGAAAUGCGGAGUGUACAUGGGCAGAUUCAGCAACUCAUUCAAGAUGCAAUUGAUCCUGAGCGAUUGUGCCAAAUGUUUCCUGGCUGGGGAGCUUGGUUAUAGGGAGAACAUGAGAAUCCACGGCCAGUUUGCUCGACUGCGAGUUAUCUUGUAUAGGCGGCAUUUCUUUUCGGGGGGGUUUUUUUUUUUUUUUUUAAAUCUUUCAUUCAUAUUGUAGAUGCCAUUUCUUUCUUUUCUCUUCUGUCUAAUCCAAAUCUGUACCUUGGGCCAUUUGUUUACUUUUUCUUUAUUUCGCUGAGUACAAAAAGAAACGGCGAGGCUCCAUUUUUUGCCUUGCUGCCGCAUUCCCCAUUUCCAUUUGAAAAUAAUGAUCAAUUUACAAUUUUUUUUCCUUCACAACUGCUACUACUGUGACUAGAUACGAUAUAAAAUGUGAUGUGCUGUGCUUACAAA